Plasmodium fragile is the source of this 897-nucleotide messenger RNA. RefSeq lists its product as uncharacterized. The record is from RefSeq and is a predicted model, not a curated record. The transcript is spliced from 2 exons. Bases 1 to 897 code for a protein of 298 amino acids. NCBI's taxonomy places the organism in Eukaryota, Apicomplexa, Aconoidasida, Haemosporida, Plasmodiidae.
AUGCUGUCAUAUUCCAAGUCUUCCAUCGUUGUUUCAAGAAUAAUCCUUGCCUUAUUUUUAUUCUCUUCUUCGUUCCUUUUAAAUGAAGCUUCCGCAGCUUUUAGGGCGGCUCUAGGCAACACUACGAAUUACCUAUCCAAUGCAUUAGAAAAUUCACAAGAACCAAAAGAAAGAUCAGACGAAUGGAGACAAAAUGAAUGGAAUAAAUGGGAAGAUAUAAUAGAAGAAGAAUGGGAAGAAUUCGAUGAAAAUUUAGAAGCCGAAAAGGAUGAACUCAUAAAAAUGAGUGAAGAGGAAUGGGGACCAUGGUUCGAAAGUAUCAAAAAAAAAUGGACCAAUUUCGGGAAAAAUAUAGAUGACAAAUAUAAAUCUGAAGUUUUAAAGGAAUCCUUGUACUGGAAUGAAGUGGCUUGGAGAACAUGGAUUAAAACAGCAGGAAGAUCAUUUAUAGAAAAAGAUUUGACAAGGUGGCUUACUUCCAAGGAGUCCUAUCUAUAUCGAUGGGUUUCGAAGGAAUGGACACAAUGGAAAAAUGAAAAAAUUCAAGAAUGGUUCAAUAGUAAAUGGAAGCGUAAGGAAAAUGAAUACUGGUGGAAAUGGGAAAAGAAAUUGAAAGAAUCAAAGAAUUCAUCCAGAAUGGUAAAUUCAAAAGAUCACGAAAAAUGGAUCAAGUGGAGAGAAAGGACCCAGUGUGAACUGAACAAAUGGCAUGAAUAUGUAGAGUUCAAAGAUAACAUUUAUAUAAAUUCGAACUGGGCGAAAUGGAAGGAGUGGAAAAAUGCGAAACGCACGUUGUUUUACGCUUGGGUGAAUUCUUAUGUGUACAAAUGGAUAAGGCAACAUCAGUGGACUGUCUUGACUGAAGAAAUAAAACAAUUAAGUUCAGCGAAAAGUUAG